GGAGGCUGAUCGCCGGCCACAGCCAAAAACCACCCCAUCAAAAGCCGAGCUCUCUCGUCUCUUUCCCCGGCCGCGGUUAAUUCCUCGCCCUCUUUUCCAGUGCCCUCGGCAGGUUUAACCUUAUCCGUAUCGCCUCCCUGGUCCGGUGUGUGCGAAGCUCUUCCGAUCGAUGCCGGACGCGGAGAGGCAAUCGCCGUUGGCGUCGGCGGAGAGGCGGCCGCACUUCUUCAAGGUGCUCAUCGGCGACUUCAAGAAGCGCCUGAAGAUCCCGCCAAAGUUCUGCAAGCACAUCCCCUGGGAGGCGUCCAGGAAGGCCAAGGGCCUGAAGGAGGCGUCCAUGGCGGCCACGCUGGAGGGCCCCAGCGGCCGGACGUGGCAGGUCGUCAUCCGCCGGACCGCCGAGGGCACCUUCUUCACCGCGGGCUGGGCCAAGUUCGUGCAGGACCAGGCGCUGCGGGAGCUGGAGUUCCUCGUCUUCCGCCACGACGGCGGCACCAGCUUCGCCGCCAUGGUGUUCGACAAGUCGGCGUGCGAGCGGGAGGACCUGCUGCUCGCCGGCGACGCGCCGCGGCCGCGCAGGAAGCGGGGCCGGCCGAGGACGGCGUCGCGGGCCCUGGAUGACUCGGCUGGCAUGGAGCUGGUCCCGUACCGUGCGCCUGCCGAUCGGCCGCCCCAAGCCGCGUGCUCCGAUCGGAUGCCGGAGUCGGACAAGUCAAAUGGAUCAGCCGGGCAUCCCGGCCCUAUGAAGGCCGAGGUGGGCGCCGGCGAGCUCCCGCUGUGCUUGAUCGCCGCACCACCGUCGGAGUCGGGGCAGCUCCUGCCUGGCCACUUGCCAGCCGGGACCAAGGACGGGGGCGCGGUGAAAACGCGGAGCAUCCACGGCGACCUCGCGGCGGCCAGCAUCCCCCCUUCCGUGAGGAAGUACAACGGGUACGUGUCCCGGCGGCGGCCCGUGGCGAGCGCCGAGCGGCAGCGGGCCAUGGAGCUCGCGCGCGCGUUCCGGUCGUCGCUCCCCUACUGCGUCAUCCGCAUGAGCACCAUGCACGUCUACUACUCCUUCAUGAUGAGGUUCCCCACGGGGUUCUCGAGGCAGCACCUGCCCCGGGAGAAGACGGAGAUGGUGCUCCGGGACCCGGGCGGCAAGGCGUGGGCGGCGCUCUACAUCCCCAGCACGAGGGACCGGCUGUCGCGCGGGUGGUGCGCGUUCGCGCGCGGCAACUGCCUCGAGGAAGGGGACUGCUGCGUCUUCGAGCUCGUCGGCGCCGCCGAGUUCCGCGUCCACGUGUUCCGGGUGGUCGAGCCCGCCGUGCCGGCGGUCAGGCUACGUUUAGCUUGAGCUUUAGCUGCACGCCUGGAAUUUCCUGGCGCGCAUUGGAUCGUCAGAGGCACUCUGAACGAAAGCAAUUAAUCCGAACGGAUAAUUACUAUUCAAAUGCACACUCAAUCAAAUGCAAUGCUGGAUCAUUCGUCUCCUCCGGUAAAAUGCAAUGCAGUAAUUUAAGCUGAUGACC
Molecule: messenger RNA, 1511 nt
Organism: Triticum dicoccoides
Lineage: Eukaryota; Viridiplantae; Streptophyta; Magnoliopsida; Poales; Poaceae
Product: B3 domain-containing protein Os01g0723500-like
Exons: 4
Coding region: 170-1336 (388 amino acids)
Molecular function (GO): DNA binding
Source: RefSeq, a predicted model, not a curated record